UUUCAAUAUGUUUGACCACCCGAUUCCCCGGGUCUUCCAGAACCGCUUCUCCACGCAGUACCGCUGCUUCUCCGUGUCCAUGCUAGCAGGGCCUAAUGACAGGUCAGAUGUGGAGAAAGGAGGGAAGAUAAUCAUGCCACCAUCUGCCCUGGAUCAGCUCAGCCGACUUAACAUCACCUACCCCAUGCUGUUCAAACUGACCAACAAGAAUUCAGACCGCAUGACGCACUGCGGCGUGCUGGAGUUUGUGGCUGACGAGGGUAUCUGCUACCUUCCGCACUGGAUGAUGCAGAAUCUACUAUUGGAAGAAGGGGGUUUGGUUCAGGUGGAGAGCGUUAACCUACAAGUGGCCACAUACUCCAAAUUUCAGCCUCAGAGCCCUGACUUCUUGGACAUCACUAACCCCAAAGCAGUAUUAGAAAAUGCAUUGAGAAACUUUGCAUGUCUGACCACCGGGGACGUGAUUGCCAUCAACUACAAUGAGAAGAUCUACGAACUGCGGGUGAUGGAGACCAAACCCGACAAGGCUGUGUCCAUCAUUGAGUGUGACAUGAACGUAGACUUUGAUGCUCCCUUGGGCUACAAAGAACCUGAAAGACAAGUGCAACAUGAGGAGUCAACAGACGUUGAAGCUGACCAUGGCAGCUAUGCUGGAGAGCUAGGCUUCCGCGCCUUCUCUGGCUCCGGAAACCGACUGGACGGAAAGAAGAAAGGUGUCGAGCCCAGCCCCUCCCCCAUCAAGCCAGGAGACAUUAAAAGAGGGAUUCCCAAUUACGAAUUUAAACUUGGUAAAAUCACUUUCAUUAGGAAUUCCCGACCACUAGUCAAAAAGGUGGAAGAGGAUGAUGCUGGAGGCCGAUUCGUCGCAUUUUCAGGAGAAGGACAGUCAUUGCGUAAAAAGGGAAGAAAACCCUAAGUUGGGGUUGCUGACUGAUUGGAAAAUAAAAUAAUCACUUGCAACA
Chrysochloris asiatica (Cape golden mole) is the source of this 962-nucleotide messenger RNA. RefSeq names its product ubiquitin fusion degradation 1 like (yeast) (gene UFD1). Lineage: Eukaryota; Metazoa; Chordata; Mammalia; Afrosoricida; Chrysochloridae. Bases 8 to 916 code for a protein of 302 amino acids. Gene Ontology annotation, molecular function: polyubiquitin modification-dependent protein binding. The record is from RefSeq and is a predicted model, not a curated record. The transcript is spliced from 11 exons. Gene Ontology annotation, cellular component: VCP-NPL4-UFD1 AAA ATPase complex.